Paramecium sonneborni is the source of this 1401-nucleotide messenger RNA. Lineage: Eukaryota; Ciliophora; Oligohymenophorea; Peniculida; Parameciidae. The record is from the annotation of a GenBank genome assembly.
AUAAAAUCUUAAAAUGAGUGAUUUACUUAAAUAAACAUUGAAAGGACAACAGAAAUAGAAACCGCCGAUUGCAAAGAAAUAAAUUGAAAGUAUAUAUUAUCAUUAUAGAAAGAUGAUGAUGAAGAUGAUGAUAAGGAAGAAGAAUAAGAUUAAUUUGAUGUUGAUUUAAAGUAAUAGAAUGAUUGAAUAAUAUAUAGUAAGAAUUAGAUUCCAGUGAAAUUAUAAGGAUCAAAGCCAUAACCAAUAAAAGCAGAUCAUAAUAUAACUCAUUGUAUAAUAAUAAAUAUGAGAUUAUAGCGCAUCAUUAAAAUCCUUAAUAAGGUAAACCAACUAGAAAGAUUCAUGAUUAUUCUCCAUAGAAAUGGAAUGAAUUUUAUGACGAGAUGAUAUAUCAUCCAAAUGUAAGAGAAUUGAUAUAUAAUAGGGAACACCAAUAUAUAUUGCUGGAAAAAAUAAAGCACCAAUAUUUUUAUGUUUACAUGGAGCAGGACAUUCUGCAAUGUCAUUUGCAAAUUUAGCAAAUGAAGUAAAACAAUAUGCAACAUUGAUUUCUUUUGAUUUUAGAGGACGUAAUAAUAAUAAAUGAAUAUUAGAUGGUUAAUCAAAAAUAGAGGAAGAGAAUCCAAAGUUAAGUUUAUAACAAUUAUUGGAUGAUGUAAUAGAAAUAUUUGAUUAUAUUACUACAUAAUGGCCAAAAUAGACAGUAAUAAUAGUAGGUCAUUCAAUGGGAGGGGCAAUAGCAGCAAAAUCAGCUAAUAUAUUAAUAUAAUCAUAGAAAGCAGAUAAAGUUUAAGGUAUAUAAGAAUAUAAUGAAUAAAUAUAGGUUUAAUAGUAAUAGAUGUAGUUGAAGGAAGUGCAAUAGAAGCAUUACCAUUUAUGGAAUAGAUUGUAAAUAAUAGACCUAAACAUUUUAAAUCUUAUGAAUAAGCAAUUUAAUGGAGUUUAAAUACAUCAACAUUAAUGACAUUAUCAUCAGCUAGAGUAUCAAUACCUGCAUAAUUGAAAGAAGUUAAAGAUUAGAAUGGGAAUUUAUUAAGUUUAGAUUGGAAAGUUGAUUUAUUAAAGACAUCACCAUAUUGGAUGGGUUGGUUUGAAGGAUUAACUAAUUCAUUUUUAUAGAUUAGAAUACCUAAAAUAUUGAUGUUAGCUGAAAAAGAAAGAUUAGAUAAAGAUCUUACAGUUGCUUAGAUGCAAGGAAAAUUUAGAUUGGUUGUAUUAUAGAAUACUGGACAUAGUAUUUAAGAAGAUGAUCCUAAGAGCACUGCUCAUAAUUUCCAUGAUUUUAUAUUAAAAUUUAGAAUCCCUACAACUGUAGAAGAAGUUGAAAAACUUAAAUAAGUUGGAAUUGGAAAGUUUCAUCCUAUCAUUGGGAAUUAUGAAUAUUAAUAGAAAUAUUAUUGA